AUGGUUUAUCAUAUUUCUUUUCAGGCCUGUCUUGCCGAAACUGCUAUGGAGAGCAGGCAUGCUCAAAAUGACAAAGCCGCCUCACAUUUAAUGUGCAACAUCGCGAUCGCGGACAUUACCAAAAUUAACGUAGACGAUUUCGUGAAGCAAAUUACCCUCAUUGAUAUGUCUUAUUUCGCUGCCAUUAAACGCUCAGAGUUUCUCAGUCUAAAGUGGAAUGGCAGAGACAAAAAAAUAUACGCUCCAAACAUUGUGGAAUCUACUAAGUGGUUUAACCAGAUUAACUUCUGGGUCCAAAAGGAAAUUCUCAAAUACUCCGCAGUGAAUAAGCGAACUGAAAUGCUCUCAUAUUUCAUCAAGCUUGCAAAACGUUUGGUCGAUGUCAACAAUCUCUACUCCGCCAUGUCAAUAAUCUCAGCCCUUCAAGUGGAAUGCAUUUAUCGUCUACGUUUGACAUGGUCCGGUCUCGGCCACCGUGAGCGGGCAUCCUAUCGACGUCUUGAGGAACUAUUUGGUCAACAGGAGAACUGUCGACUCCUUCGAGAACACACCGCAUCAAUGCGUCUUCCUGGAAUACCUUAUCUCGGUGAGUAG
Rodentolepis nana is the source of this 594-nucleotide messenger RNA. The record is from the annotation of a GenBank genome assembly. NCBI's taxonomy places the organism in Eukaryota, Metazoa, Platyhelminthes, Cestoda, Cyclophyllidea, Hymenolepididae.